AUGAGCACUAGCCAUUCCGACAUCUUACCAAGUCAUAUAACCCAUGAUAUUUCCAAUAUUCGUUUAAAUAAACCACAAUUACGAAUUUGUUGUAUUGGUGCUGGAUAUGUUGGAGGUCCAACUUGUGCAAUAAUUGCUAGUAAAUGUCCUAAUAUUCAAGUAACUGUAGUUGAUAUAAGUUCUGAACGUAUAGCUGGUUGGAAUUCCGAUGCUCUACCAAUAUUUGAACCAGGAUUAGAUGAAAUUGUUCGAAAAAUUCGUAAUAGAAAUUUAUUUUUCUCAACUGAUAUAGAAAAAUCAAUACAAGAAGCUGAUCUAAUUUUUAUUAGUGUUCAUACACCUACAAAAUCUUAUGGUUUCGGUACUGGACGAGCUGCUGAUUUACGAUAUGUUGAAGAAGCUGCUCGACAAAUCGCUCAUAUAUCCAAAACAGAUAAAAUUGUUGUUGAAAAAUCUACAGUGCCGGUAAAAGCAUGUGAAUCAAUAAAAACAAUAUUGAAAACUAAUAAACAUCGUGGUGUUAAUUAUCAAGUUCUUUCUAAUCCAGAAUUUCUAGCUGAAGGUUCAGCUAUUCAUGAUCUAUUAGCACCGGAUCGUGUUUUAAUUGGUGGUGAUGAAACUGUUGAAGGUUCAUUAGCAAUUAAAAAACUUUCAUGGAUCUAUGAACAUUGGGUACCAAAAGAAAAAAUUCUUACAACAAAUACAUGGUCAUCAGAAUUAUCGAAAUUAGUAGCUAAUGCAUUUUUAGCACAACGUAUAUCAAGUAUUAAUACAAUAUCAGCAGUUUGUGAAGCAACAGGUGCAUCUGUAAGUGAAGUCGCAAAAGCUGUUGGACUUGAUUCACGUAUUGGAAAUAAAUUUCUUAAUGCUAGUAUAGGUUUUGGUGGUAGUUGUUUUCAAAAAGAUAUCUAUAAUUUAAUUUAUUUGGCUGAAUCAUUAAAACUUGAACCAGUUGCACAAUAUUGGCUACAAGUUAUUAAAAUUAAUGAUUGGCAACGUGAACGUUUUGCACAAAUGAUUGUUCAGAAUUUAUUUGGAAGUGUUAGUGGGAAAAAAAUAGCUAUUUUUGGUUUUGCUUUUAAAAAAGAUACUGCGGAUACUCGAGAAUCAUCGAGUAUUUAUGUGUGUCGAUAUUUAAUAGAUGAAGGUGCAUCAUUACAUAUUUAUGAUCCAAAAGUAUCAUCAGAUAGAAUUUAUCUUGAUUUAUCGGAACAAACGGGUUCAACUGAAAGAGAUUUAAAUGAUCAUGUUCAAAUUGCGAAUGAACCAUAUGAAGCAGCGAAAGAUUCUCAUGCAAUUGUUGUUUGUACUGAAUGGGAUGAAUUUGCAAAAUUAGAUUAUGAAUUAAUCUAUAGUACAAUGCAAAAACCAUCGUUUAUAUUCGAUGGACGACUUGUACUUGAUCAUGAUCAUUUAAUGAGUAUUGGUUUUAAUGUAUUUUGUAUUGGAAAAAAACCACCGAAAAAUCAAUUUACAAAUCAAAGUCCACUGUGA
Messenger RNA from Adineta steineri, 1494 nucleotides. The record is from the annotation of a GenBank genome assembly. NCBI's taxonomy places the organism in Eukaryota, Metazoa, Rotifera, Eurotatoria, Adinetida, Adinetidae.